CUGCUGUUAUCACACACUCAAAGGGUCCCACAGCAGGCUGAUAGGGAGCACAGUCUGCACCGCACCGCCAUCCGCACACCGGCCUCCGGGACGCGUCGCUCUCUCCGCCCGGGAUGGAGAAAGACGCCUCUGAGCCGGACCCAUCCCGCCAGCGGAACGGGGUCGUGGGCGUGCUGUACGGGGAGUUCACCGACACGCUCAACGACAGGGUCCGGUACUCGGUGAGCUUGACGGAGAGCGCCCUGACCAUCCAGAGGAUCUCCUCAUCACCCGGCCGGACUAAGGUGGUUUUUAACUUGACAGACUGUGUCGGCUGCCGGGCGCACAGAGGGCCGGACGGCGCGGACGUCGGCGCCUACUUUACAGCCUAUUUCUACCCGUUCAAGAGGCGCUGGAUGAGCGCCGGAGUGGCCCGGCAGAGAGUGGAGCAGUGCUUUCGGGUCGCGCUGGUCCAGGACCCGCUCGCCAACCUCCAGGAGGCUGAGAGGUGGGCUCGUGCCAUCAGAGAUGCCUCGGUGCUGCAGGCGCCCCGGAGAGACGGUGUGGUGUACGCGGAGGUGUGUCGGCCCUGCAGAGUCAUGAUUCUGGUGAACCCUCACAGCGGGCGCGGCCAGGCUCUCCAGCUCUUCACCGGCCACAUACAGGGCAUGCUCACUGAGGCUGCUGUUCCCUACACACUCGUCAUCACAGAGCACCAGAACCACGCACGGGAGCUGGUGAAGAAGGCCGACCUGUCGCAGUGGGACGCCCUGGUUAUCAUGUCUGGAGACGGACUGCUGUAUGAGGUGAUAAAUGGUCUGAUGGAGCGGGAGGACUGGCAAGAGGCCAUUCAGACCCCUCUGGGUAUUCUACCAGGUGGCUCAGGCAACGCCCUGGCCGCCUCUGUCCACCACUACUCACAGUCGCCUCCAGCGUGGAACGAGGAGCUACUAUUGAGCUGUGGCUUCAUGCUGUGCAAAGGUCUGGUUGUCUCCAUGGACCUGGUGUCGAUCCACCUGUCCUCUCGCCAGCGCCUCUUCUCCUUCCUCUCUCUGGCCUGGGGCUUCGUGGCCGACGUCGACAUCGAAAGCGAGAAAUAUCGCCAUGUUGGAGCAAUCCGCUUCCUGAUGGGCACCCUGGUGCGUUUGGCCUCCCUCAGAGUCUACCAGGGCCGGUUAGCGUAUCUGCCUGUAAAGGAGACACCGAAACAUCCAAAAGGGAGCAUCAAGGCCAACCACCCUCCCUCCACACCUCAGCGCCCUUCGCUCUGCUCCUCCCUUCCCUGUCGCCUCCUCCCCAAUUCCUCUCCAAACCAGAACUCUCGCCACAAUCACAACAGCACAAACUCCAACCACAACACCAUCACCAACUCCUCCAACAACGCUAUCACCACCAAGAGACCUGAGACCCAGAGUGAUGUCAAGACCAGAGCACCGGAGGACUCUCUGCUUCCUGGUUUGGACCAACCAGUCCCAGAGAGCUGGACGGUGGUCAAGGAGGAGGAUUUUGUCUUGGUACUGGCUAUUUACCAGUCCCACCUGGCUGAGGACCUGUGGACAGUCCCUGGUGCAAAUGCAGAUGACGGUGUGAUUCACCUGUUUUAUGUGACAGCAGGAAUCUCCCGUCCCGCCCUCCUGCGCCUUUUCCUCGCCAUGGAGAAGGGCGGCCACUUGGCGUGCGGAUGCCCCUACCUGGUGUAUGAGAAGGUGAAGGCCCUGCGGCUGGAGCCUGUCUCUCCCCAAGGCAUGAUCACUGUGGACGGGGAGAUGGUGGAGUACGGGCCUGUUCAGGCUCAAAUCCACCCGGGACUGGCCAGACUCAUUUGUGGAUGAACCUGGAUUAUCUUAAUCUUUUCUCGCUGUAGAGCUUUCUAGUUUGGCCUUUUAUACUCAGUGUCGAUUUCUUUCUGUAUGCUGUGUUUUCAGAAGUGCCAAAGACGUUUUAUCAGCCUCUGGAAAUUCCUCUAUUUUUCUACAGAAACAACUUGUCCUAUUUUUAUCGACCCCCCUCCCCGCGUCCCCUCUUUCUCUCAAUGUUUGAUUCAGGGUCAAAGCCAUGGAUGGUUGUUCUUGCUGCUGGCUGGUCCCAGCUUAGAGAAAUGGAUAGAGAUUGUGUGUGUGUAUGUGUGUGUGUGUGUUUGUGUGCAUAAGCUAGCGAGAUCUUUAUGUAUGUUUGUGUGCACUCGUGUGUGUAUGUGUGAGACUGUGCGCGAGGAGCUCUGGCACAUAGCGGUGCAGCAGCUGAGGAGUGCAUUGUGCACUCUGCUGUCGGACCUCAUAAGCAUGACACACGUGAAGAGAAGCACAUUUUCCUGUCCCGUCCUGGGAGGCUUGUGGAGAAACCACGCCCCUUGUCCCACUGUACUGCCCCCAGGCCGACAAUCUCCCUCCUGGGCAACUGCUCUGACAGCAUCGCCUCCCCCUCAGCUUGGUAAAGAGGAGCUUUCUUCCUGAGGAGAUAUAAAUCCCCCGGGGAUUUGAUGUUGAAAAAUCUUUAAUCUUUGCAUAGCUUAUAUAAACUCGAACAAUACUAGAUCCAGUCACACUAAGCAGUGAAUUCAGCCCCCCCUUUCUCUUCUGUGUGUGUGAAAACUUCCUCCAGCUGAUGAUACACGAAGAGCUGGUGAAGUGGAGAGAAACCUGACCAGCUGGGGUUACACCUCCAUCCACUUCCUGUCCUGUCCGCUCUCUCACCCUGCUUCAUCUGCAACCAUCAUCAAACUGUAGAAACCGCCUCCACUCACACAUAAACACACUUUCUUUUCCCCAUCCCCCCUCCUCCUAUGCACAGCUCCUCACAUACACACUUGUACACACACAUUCCCUUGCAUCUCUGCAGCACUUAGCGAGGGGGAGGGGCAUGGUCUGCUACUGUGCAUAUGAUCCCCUCUCCUCUUGCCAUCUUAAGAUUGUACUCUCCCUCCCUCCUUCGGUUAAUGAGCCAUCAGCACCUAAUGUGUCCUUAAUAUGAAGCUUUACAUCUGUGAAGGCGUGCAAAAAUUUUUAAUCGUAAAGAAGCUUUUAAGUGAGUUUCAGCACUUAACACUGAUUAGACAGGCUGAAGCUCACUAAAGUGGAGAGGUUUCACACCAGGUCAGUCAGCGUUACAUAUCGAGAGGCGUGCGAUCAAUGUGAGCUGGAGGGAGUCAAGUGCUCUGCUCCACCGUGUGGCCUUUUCCCUGGUUGUCAGUGCUGCGGUGGUGAGCGUUAGUGCACCAGAGCAGAGCAGAGUGCAAAUGUUAGCAUUAUCAUCAGUCCCCCACACACACACACACUCACACACACACACACACACACACACACACACCAGUUUAUUUCAGGUCAGGACGACCGCACCAGAACUGUUACACCCACAGGUAUGCAGCAGCUGACUAUCAUCACUUAGGGAGUGAGCUGUCUUCUCUGACCUUAAAAACAAAUCAUAUUCUUCAAUUAUGAAACAAAAUCGGAAUGUGAGACAUUCCUGUGUGAACGCUGAUGCAUCUGCAAACAACACAAUCACCUCUCAUGCUGAAAGUGAAAGGUAGAAUGUUGACAGGCUAAUGGGAUUCAAAGAAAUGCUGAUUAUAAGCUUUUUAAUGUUUUGAUGAAUACAUCACUGUCAUCCUGAGUGCAAUACAGUCAAUGCAGUGAGCUGAUAACGCACAUUGUUUUACUGCUGAGGUUUCUGGAGCUCGUGAAAGGAGGAUGGUGUUUGGCUUUCAUUGGACGAAGAGUAAAUAAAAUUUCUCACAUUAUGCAAACAUAAGGAAGCUCUCUUUAGGGACUGUAUGAAAAUUAUUUGGGUGUGAAGGGAGGCUGAGGAUUAUGUUUCAUUCUCUGACCAGCACAAUAGUUAUUUUGAACGCUCCCUGACUUUCUUUGUAUCCACAAUUUAUACAACACAUUAGGUCUGGAUGAUAUGGCCAAAAAGUAAAAUCUCUAUUUUUUUCAAGCUUUGGGCCAAAACACAAUUUUAAUUUACAAAAUGCAACAAGACCAAAACAUGACUGAAAUAUCAUGUUUUUAGGACUCCAUGUACAAGAUACAGUCAUUGAGCGUUAAUAAUUUAAAAAACCCUGCACUACCUGCACUGUGCACACUGAAAAACAUACAGGUUAUCCCACAUAGCUAUGGACUAAGCAAGCGUCCACUUUAAUUAUCCUGCAGAGAUAAAGCAGAAAAGUCUGCAGAGUCUCUUGACAAGACUUUAGCUUGAUAUCUGAAGACAGAUGCAAGCUAGCGUCGGCUUCCCAGCAGGUAAAGACAGACUAAAUAAAGCAGAAUCCGCACACUUAUUGUUCAGCUCCUUCCAAGGUGCUGUAUACAACAUUCAGCAUUAAUAUAGCAGCAAACAUCUAUUUGUUAUGUAAUGAUACAGUGAAGUAAUGGUGCCCUGAGCAGAGAAUGAAGUCACGCCACCUCUGUUUGUGUUGUGAUCCAAGCUUCUCUGCUGUGGAAGAAGGUCCAGCUGCACCUGCAUGUGAGUGCAUGUGAGUCCCUGUUCGUGUAUCCCACCGGCUAGCUAAUCACCACCGCUCUGUGCCACGCUCAUUCAGCAGUUACUGACACACUGACACACGGUGAUGCAGGCGUUGCGCCAGACCAUCAUGAUGAAUAGGGAGCUGAGCUGGAAGGCGAAGCUUUCGAUUUACUGGUCCAUCUACAUUCCAACCCUCACCUAUGGUCAUGAGCUCUGGGUAGUGACCGAAAGAAUGAGAUUGCAGAUCCAAGUGCAGACAAUCCUGGCUCAGACUCUGCGUCAUACACAUAUGUUCUGAAUGUUGCAUACAGCUCAUUUAAAAAAAUUUUUUGUGCACUUUUCAAAAACUACUGAACUGAAUUUAUGCAAUUUAUACAUUUCUCAUUGAUUAGUAAUCUGUAAACUAUAAUAUUUCAAAAGUAACCUUCCCAUCCCUGUUAGCUACAAGUCAGUUGUGUUGAGGAAAAUAAAGCCCAGACACAAAUAUAAGACUCUUUGCCUUCACAUACGGCAAAAUGCACCACCAUGACUUGUGGCGUGCACAGCAGCCAUUUUAUUGAUGCAACUAUUUGACCCCCUCCAACAAUUUUUGUACACUUCCCUCAGUGAACCAUGACAUACUUGAAGUUGACCUCCUCCAUUCUCCAUCUUCACUGCAGUGCCGAUUUUUUGCCUAUAACUUGGUUUUACUGUCUGAAACAUUUUCAUAUACUGUGUGUGAUAGUCAUAGCUACAACAUACUGUACCUUCUACCAUUACUGUAUCCUCAUCAGUUAUCCAGGUGCUUUGAAUGCAUUAUCAUGUUCUGCAGGCUGCACUCAUGAACUCGCAGUUGCCCACGUGCAAUGUUCAUUAUUAAAUGUAUAAAGUACAUCCUCAUAAGAGUAGAGAUAAGCUAUGCAAAUGCCUUGUCAUGGCUGCAGAUAUCUGGAGUGAGGGGGCCCUCUGCUGGACCGCUCAUAUACACUCAUUGAACAGUCCUGAAAUAUUAUGUCAUACUGUGCAAAUCUCUUCAGACUGCCACCUCUUUCCUGCUUCUUAUAUUUACCAUCAUGAAUGAAUCAACAUUAAGCUUCGAUGCAGGAGACGUAACGUCAAACAAACCUCCAUUAAAUGAAGCAAACAUCCAUGUUAUUGUAAUUUACCAUCAGAGAAAUGUACUUGAUGCUUAGAAACACGGCUGCAAAUAAAAAUGUGUUGACAUGUUGGUGCAGGACUGUGUUACACUACUGUUAAAUUAUGGUACUAUACUGUUAAAUUGUUUAUUCCACUGGCUGCUUUAAUGUAACAGCAGUUUCUUUUUUUAAACACAGAUGUUAAUACUUGUCUUUGUCCAUGCUGUUGUGGCAUUUUAGAAAUGAUUUAAGGACGUUGUGUCACAGAGAAUGAACCAAAAUGAGACCCAAUGAUGUUUUUAUGAUCCUCAAAGAAUCUGAAUAUGUUAUACUUGUUAUAGUCAGAAUCUCUUGAGUUGCCGUUGUAUCCACACACAUGAUUUACAGCUAGGCAAUGACUGUGUAUUCAUUGCUUUGUUAUUUGAUGUGGUGAUUUUGAGCUGGAUUUUAGUGCAGUAGAUCAGGGGAUCCACGUGGUAUGGCUGAAUGUAUUAUUCUGUCCAUGUUAGUUAAAAACAAAAAGUUAAUCGUGUGCCACGUGUUCGCAGCUUUUCACUUUGAAGUAAGUGCAAAUAGGGGAAAAAGUUUCUCCAGAGAGUGCCUUAGCCAUUACCCCAGACAGCAGAUAGGUGGUGCAAAGAAUUAAAAUACAACAGAUGGGAACAAAUCUUUCUUUGAGUACUCUAUCACAUUAAAUACUUAUUACUUGGUAUGCAUCAGUGUUACAAUACAAACACACUGAUUCUCUAUUACAGGCAGUAUUCUGUGUGACCUGUGAAGCUUUCUUGAGGAGGGGUUGACUGGGUUCUGAGUUGUAACAUCCAUAUAAGGUUGUUAUUGCAUCUAUUGAACUGGCUGUUGACAACCAGGUAUUCAUCAUCUUUUAUUUUCUCGUAAUUAUUUGUUUAUAGACCUCUUUUU
This is a messenger RNA of Epinephelus fuscoguttatus (brown-marbled grouper), 6476 nucleotides long. RefSeq names its product sphingosine kinase 1. Gene Ontology annotation, biological process: sphingosine biosynthetic process; cellular response to growth factor stimulus; negative regulation of apoptotic process. The record is from RefSeq and is a predicted model, not a curated record. The coding region runs from base 114 to 1811 and encodes 565 amino acids. NCBI's taxonomy places the organism in Eukaryota, Metazoa, Chordata, Actinopteri, Perciformes, Serranidae. Gene Ontology annotation, cellular component: cytoplasm; intracellular membrane-bounded organelle; membrane. The transcript has 5 exons.